This is a messenger RNA of Tetrapisispora phaffii CBS 4417, 711 nucleotides long. RefSeq names its product 40S ribosomal protein eS6. Bases 1 to 711 code for a protein of 236 amino acids. Gene Ontology annotation, molecular function: structural constituent of ribosome. Gene Ontology annotation, cellular component: ribosome. Gene Ontology annotation, biological process: translation. The transcript is spliced from 2 exons. The record is from RefSeq and is a predicted model, not a curated record. NCBI's taxonomy places the organism in Eukaryota, Fungi, Ascomycota, Saccharomycetes, Saccharomycetales, Saccharomycetaceae.
AUGAAGUUGAACAUUGCUUACCCAGUUAACGGUACUCAAAAGACCGUCGAAAUCGAUGACGAACACCGUAUCCGUGUCUUCUACGACAAGAGAAUUGGUCAAGAAGUUGACGGUGAAUCCGUUGGUGACGAAUUCAAGGGUUACACCUUCAAGAUCUCCGGUGGUAACGACAAACAAGGUUUCCCAAUGAAACAAGGUGUCUUAUUACCAACCAGAGUUAAGUUAUUAUUAACUAAGGGUGUUUCUUGUUACAGACCAAGAAGAACUGGUGAAAGAAAGAGAAAGUCUGUCAGAGGUGCUAUUGUUGGUCCAGAUUUAGCUGUCUUAUCUUUAGUCAUCACCAAGAAGGGUGAACAAGAAUUAGAAGGUGUUACUGACGCUACUGUUCCAAAGAGAUUAGGUCCAAAGAGAGCUAACAACAUCAGAAAAUUCUUCGGUUUAACCAAGGAAGAUGAUGUCCGUGACUUCGUCAUUAGAAGAGAAGUUACCAAGGGUGAAAAGACUUACACCAAGGCUCCAAAGAUCCAAAGAUUAGUCACUCCACAAAGAUUACAAAGAAAGAGACACCAAAAGUCCUUGAAGAUCAGAAAUGCUCAAGCUCAAAGAGAAGCUGCUGCCGAAUACGCUCAAUUAUUAGCUAAGAGAUUAGCUGAAAGAAAAGCUGAAAAGGCUGAAACAAGAAAGAGAAGAGCUUCUUCUUUAAAGGCUUAA